ACACCGUCUCCAACCACCGACGUGCCGCCGACGGUGGAGAAUUCACCAUUCAUGCCAGACUUCGAUGCUAUUCCACCGAUAAGACCAUGUGAAACCCCUCCAACACCAUCACCGUCGCCAACCGUACCGCGAACCGAUAGUCCUGAAUUUUCCGAUCCACCGAACAUAUCUCCACCUGGCUGUGAAGCACCGCGACCUCCCACGUCUCCACCUGGACAGCCGGAAGCAUUCCCACCACGCUCUCCGGACGCCACGCCUCCUAAACAACCUCCGGAUCCUAGAGAGCAAAUUAGAACAUCUAAUGUUAGAUCCGAGUAG
Molecule: messenger RNA, 318 nt
Organism: Solanum dulcamara
Lineage: Eukaryota; Viridiplantae; Streptophyta; Magnoliopsida; Solanales; Solanaceae
Product: vegetative cell wall protein gp1-like
Exons: 2
Source: RefSeq, a predicted model, not a curated record